AUGAGUAUCGAAAUUCAAAAUUUGGUUAGAGCUGAUCCUGGAGUACCUGUGGCCUUACUUCAAGAAGCCAUUAAAAGACAACAUGGCUAUAAUGUCAAUUAUAGACGGGUGUGGCAAGCCAAGAGAAAAGCGUUAAUUGCUGUGUUUGGCGUCUGGGAGAAAUCAUAUUCGGAGCUUCCGUAUUGGCUGAGUGUUGUUGUUCAUUACAACCCAGGAAUACAAAUAGACUGGUUUUUCCUUCCCUCUGAUGUGCCAGGUACGACUAUUUUUGGACGAGUUUUUUGGUCUUUUGGUAGAGAAGGGUUCAACCAUUGUAGGCCAUUAAUCCAGAUUGAUGGAACUUAUCUAUACGGAAAGUAUAAGGGAAAAUUAUUAACAGCCUUAUCUGUUGAUGCAAACGGACAUAUAUUUUCCCUUGCUUUUGCUAUCGUAGAAGGUGAUAAUUCGUCCAGCUGGUCAUGGUUUUUGUGGGCAUUGCGUGAAUAUGUUACCCAAAGAGAGGGUAUUUACUUGAUUUCUGACAGAUAUAAGGGCAUUCUUGCUGCAAUUAAUAAUGAAGAAAUUGGUUGGAAUGAACCCAGAGCGUACCACCGAUAUUGUCUUCGCCAUGUUGCCAGUAAUUUCAAUACAAGAUAUAAAUCGAAGCAACUAAAAAAUUUGGUGUUUAAGGCCGGAAAUCAACACUAA
Benincasa hispida (wax gourd) is the source of this 687-nucleotide messenger RNA. NCBI's taxonomy places the organism in Eukaryota, Viridiplantae, Streptophyta, Magnoliopsida, Cucurbitales, Cucurbitaceae. The record is from RefSeq and is a predicted model, not a curated record.